AUGCUAGAUACAUCAAUUGGUCGUGAUCCUCUCGUGUCAUCUUGGUCCUCGCUACCCGCCGCCGCCAGGGGGUACCGCGCGCGCGUCGAGGCCGAGCUCUCCGGGAUCUGCACGGGGAUCCUGCGCCUCCUCGACGGGCGCCUCGUGCCAGCGGCGGCGGCCGUGGACGCCAGGGUCUUCUACCUCAAGAUGGAGGACUACCACUGCUACCUCGCCGAGUUCAAGACCGGCGCCGAGCGCAAGGACGCCUACUCGCCUCGUCUUCUCCAAUCUCCACACACACUCUCACUGCGCAAAGCGAGCAGGCGGGCGGGAGCUACCGCGGUGCCGCCCACACAUCCCAUCAGGCUCGCCCUCGCCCUCAACUUCUCUGUCUUCUACUACGAGAUCCUCAGCUCGCCGGACCGUGCCUGCUCGCUGGCCAAACAGGCAUUCGACGAAGCUAUUUCAGAGCUGGAUAGUCUUGGGGAAGAGUCGUACAAGGAUAGCACCCUCAUCAUGCAGCUUCUUCGUGACAACCUCACCUUGUGGACUUCUGACAUGCAGGAGGAUGGUGGCGAUGAAAUGCGGGACCAGUACAGGAUCAUUUACAUGUAUAGGAACAUUCAAUUUGUACGAUAAACACAGU
Molecule: messenger RNA, 628 nt
Organism: Zea mays
Lineage: Eukaryota; Viridiplantae; Streptophyta; Magnoliopsida; Poales; Poaceae
Product: 14-3-3-like protein GF14-A
Exons: 5
Coding region: 1-621 (206 amino acids)
Source: RefSeq, a predicted model, not a curated record